Molecule: messenger RNA, 1295 nt
Organism: Cimex lectularius (bed bug)
Lineage: Eukaryota; Metazoa; Arthropoda; Insecta; Hemiptera; Cimicidae
Product: 72 kDa inositol polyphosphate 5-phosphatase
Exons: 4
Coding region: 329-1237 (302 amino acids)
Biological process (GO): phosphatidylinositol dephosphorylation
Cellular component (GO): membrane
Molecular function (GO): phosphatidylinositol-4,5-bisphosphate 5-phosphatase activity
Source: RefSeq, a predicted model, not a curated record
CCUGAAUUCUUUUCUCUUCAAUCCAAGUUCCAUAUUUUCAAUUUUAGAUUUAAAAAGUCAUCAAAAUCCUACACAUAAUGUUAUUAUUUCGUAUAGUAAUGAGUUUGAUUUUGACAUCGUGCUAACCAUAGACGAUAGUGAUGAUGCUAAAUAACGCUGGGGAAAUAGUGGUCAGGUUUAUCACCCAAACGACUUAAAAAAAAUCUCGCAUGGAUGUUGGCUGCCUUCAUUUUUAAGUCUGAGGACUUGUAAGGAGUAUUUUGAGGUGUGAGGCCAUGGGUAUAUUAAAGGAAUCCGGCCGGACGAUUCUACAAUAGAUUAUCCAACAAUGAAACUACUAUUAUCUGCAGGAGCUGCGCUUGCCUUCCUCCUUGGCCUAUGUGCCGCCGGCUCCCCACCUGCACAACUACGUGUCCACACUGUCAGUUGGAAUAGUGGACAUGUACCUGCCCCAACGAAUCUCGAAGAGUUCCUUGGCCUUAACAGCGGAGAAAAUCCUGAUGUGAUCGCAGUCGCCGUCCAGGGAUACGGAUUCGAAUCGGACAAACCCGCACAGGGCCCAGAUUGCGUGAAAAACUUCCAAAGCCUCCUUACAUCAAAAGGAUACGUCAAGUUGAAAUCAACCGUCACAGAGACUAUGGGUCUAAUCGUCUACUGCCUGGAUAAACAUCGCGACGAAUCUACUUUGAAGCAUCAGACCGUUGUCGGAACUAUGAACCAUCAGAAGAAAUCAGGAGGAAUCGUGACUAGUUUUACCAUUUAUAAUAAAAGAUUCUCCUUUGCCACGUCAAGAAUGUCGGACGACGACGUCACCAGUGCGAAUACCAAGUAUGCCUAUGACACAACGCUAGACUAUUCCACAGGAAGUGAUGCAGCUGACUUCCUAUUCUGGGUCGGAGAUUUGAACGUCAGGGUGGAGACGAAUGCCACCCAUGCAAAAUCCCUCGUCGAUCAGAAUAAUAUCGACGGGCUCAUGGCUUUCGAUCAGUUGAAGAAAGCCAAGGAACAGAAAUUGUUCGACGGCUGGUCCGAACCGCAGGUCACCUUCAAGCCUACCUACAAGUUCAAGCCUAACACGGAUGAGUACGACUUGACCGCCACACCUUCCUGGACCGAUAGGGUCCUCUAUAAGUCCGGCACUGGCAAAACGAUCCAACCCCUCAGCUACAACAGUUUGACCAACUACAAACAAACCGAACACAGACCCGUCUUAGGAAUGUUUCGUGUUACAUUGUAAUAUGUAGAAUUUAUAUGUACAGUAAUAAACGCAUGAAAUGAAAUCUUUUGAAAACGAA